Messenger RNA from Glarea lozoyensis ATCC 20868, 2049 nucleotides. RefSeq names its product heterokaryon incompatibility protein. The transcript has 2 exons. The record is from RefSeq and is a predicted model, not a curated record. Bases 1 to 2049 code for a protein of 682 amino acids. NCBI's taxonomy places the organism in Eukaryota, Fungi, Ascomycota, Leotiomycetes, Helotiales, Helotiaceae.
AUGGCACUUAAAUGGCGCGGCCAGGACUUGUUCUGGGCGCGAUGCAGUACGGAUGCGGAAGUCCACGCGAUGGGCUCGACCAUCUUUCGAUUUCUGGACCCUUCGCUUUGUCCAAGCUGCAAAAGGAUGUACUUUGAUUUCUCUGAUCCGCAACCUGACCCUACCACCCACUUCGUGAUUCAAGAAUUGGUUGGUAGAUACUGUGAACUAGAACUACGAGCAUCCACAGGUUGUCCUCUCUGCUCGUUUGUCCGGUCUGCAUUAUUACUAGAGCCACAGCAGGUUAUGUCCGCUGAAGAAUGGCCGAUGAAGCAAGGCACUCCAGUCACUCUGUCCUACGCGCUUCCUCUAUGUCAAAAGCUAUUGACGGCAAAUGACUCUCGUUGGCUACCAUUAGUGGUGGUGCUGCGGAGCCAGAACACGGUACACAUGGUCAAUAUGACUUUUAUGAGACAACAAAUGCCGUACGUGGCUUUGACGGAAGAUCCUAUGGCAGAUGUAUGCCUGCGUAAGAUUAGGUCCUGGCUAGAUGUGUGCUCUAAGUCACACAAAUGGUGCAAAUCUAAUGUUAAAGCGUUCAUGCCAACUAGGCUCCUCGAUCUGGGCGCUUCAGAUGAUAAGCUUCGUAUUCAUAUCUGCAAUGACCAACCACUCAAUUACGUAGCUCUGAGUUAUUGUUGGGGCGACCAAAUGCAUGGAUCAACAACAACAACAACAUCUCGAAAUUUCAUGUCUAGACAAAAAGGGUUCGAUGCAAACAUUCUUUCAGAGAUAUGUCGAGAUGCUAUCCGUCUUGUUCGUGGCUUAGGUUUACGAUAUAUGUGGAUAGAUUGUUUGUGUAUCAUCCAGGACAAUAAAAUUGAUUGGGAAUUUGAGUCUGCACUUAUGGGAUCCAUCUAUCAGAACGCCUAUGUCACGUUAGCAGCGGUAGCUGCAUCCUCUGCCUCUGAAGGGUUUCUCAAAGGACGAGAAUAUACGAGGUUGGCCAUCCAAUUUGUGUUUCAGGAUGGAAAUGGAAAUGGGGAAUUGGUGGAUGGAACACUGUUCGCCCAUCACCCCGGACCCCAGCCACCAUCACAAGCAAUUUACAAAUCCAAGUGGCGGUCUAGAGCAUGGACGUUUCAAGAAGAGAUGCUCUCUACAAGUAUUCUCUACUGUACCCCAAGUUCAUACUACUUUGAAUGCCUGGCUGGAGACGAGGUCGAGCAAAAUUUGCCUAAACCCGGCCCCAGAAAACAACUGCCAUGGCGUGAAGAUUUUCGAACAGAAGAAGGUCAGACCUCUUCUAUAGCUGUUACUUUCGACGAUUGGUAUAGUUUGAUAGAGAACUACUCUGGCCGAUUCGUUACGGUGUGGCAGGAUAUUCUCCCAGCAUUAUCUGGUCUUGCUCACAUCUUCGCGCAACACAUUGGUAGUAAAUACAUUGCCGGGUUAUGGGGAAAUGAUAUAAUUCGCGGUCUUCUUUGGAGACAUCAUCCUGCUCAUGCGAUACAAGUGCAAAAACAACCAUAUCGCGCACCGUCCUGGUCCUGGGCAGCAGUACCUGGGUCGACUUAUUGGAGGACGUAUUAUCAAUUUACAAAACAACCUAGCUUCAACAUUGAAGCCAUCGAUGUAAUGCCGUCCGGAGCAGACGAAAUGGCAAGCGUGAAGCAUGGUAAACUAUCUAUUCGUGGGAAACUUGUUCCAGCUUCAGUAAUUCGUCAAAUUGUUCCCGAAGAUGAGCAAAGUGACUUCGAUGGAAGUGACUUCCCGCUCGAUUGGAUGCGGAGCAAUGUCGACAAUCCUCAAUUCUUCUGGGAUUUCAAGAUGGGAUGGGAAGGCAAAGAAGAUCUUUCGGAGAUUAAGGCAGUACCUAUCGGUACCAGAGGUAUUUCAGACCUCGAACAUCAUUUUUUGGUUGGCUUGCUUUUAAAACCAAUAAAUACAAGUAGUAGAGAAGAUGAAGAUCAAAAUGUCUAUGAGAGGUGUGGAUAUUUCGAGCUCGAUGGUAUUAGAUAUUGGCAAAUAUUCGACUCUUUUCCGAUAGAUCUAUUUCAAAUUAUUUAG